This is a messenger RNA of Pogoniulus pusillus (Red-fronted tinkerbird), 1566 nucleotides long. It is a transcript of the gene HMGCL, whose product is annotated as 3-hydroxy-3-methylglutaryl-CoA lyase. The record is from RefSeq and is a predicted model, not a curated record. The transcript has 9 exons. Gene Ontology annotation, biological process: L-leucine catabolic process; ketone body biosynthetic process. NCBI's taxonomy places the organism in Eukaryota, Metazoa, Chordata, Aves, Piciformes, Lybiidae. Gene Ontology annotation, molecular function: hydroxymethylglutaryl-CoA lyase activity. Gene Ontology annotation, cellular component: mitochondrion. The coding region runs from base 50 to 1021 and encodes 323 amino acids.
CGGGUCACGUGGGGGUGGGUGUGUCCCGAUCACGUGACAGCGAGCGGACAUGGCGGCGAGGAGGCUGCUCCCGCGCUGGGCUGUGGCGCUGCGGCCGGUCAGUUCGGCGGCAGCGGCGGGCGGAGCCAUCCCCAGGCGGGUGAAGGUGGUGGAGGUUGGGCCGCGCGAUGGGCUGCAGAACGAGAAGAAUGUGGUGCCCACACCAGUGAAAAUCCACCUGAUCAAUCUGCUGUCAGAGACAGGACUCCAGGUCAUAGAGGCCACCAGCUUCGUUUCCCCUAAGUGGGUUCCUCAGAUGGCUGACCACACAGAAGUCAUGCAAGGAAUCAGCAAGCUGCCAGGCGUCAGCUACCCUGUGCUGACCCCCAACCUGAAGGGAUUCCAGGCAGCGGUGGCAGCAGGGGCCCAAGAAGUGUCCAUCUUUGGAGCAGCCUCUGAGCUCUUCACUAAGAAGAACAUCAACUGCUCCAUCGAGGAGAGCUUGGAGAGGUUUGGUGCAGUGAUGACAGCAGCCAGAGCAGCCAACAUUCCUGUCAGGGGGUACGUUUCCUGUGUCCUUGGGUGUCCCUAUGAAGGGAAGAUUUCUCCAGCUAAGGUGGCAGAGGUCUCAAAGAAGAUGUACUCCAUGGGGUGCUAUGAGAUCUCCCUGGGUGACACCAUUGGCAUCGGGACCCCAGGCAGCAUGAAGGAGAUGCUGACAGCAGUCAUGAAGGAGGUGCCAGUUGGGGCUCUUGCUGUUCACUGCCAUGACACCUAUGGGCAAGCUCUUGCCAACAUCUUGGUGGCACUUCAGAUGGGUGUCAGCGUGGUGGAUGCGUCUGUAGCUGGCCUGGGAGGCUGCCCCUAUGCCCAGGGAGCAUCAGGCAACGUUGCCACAGAGGACUUGGUGUACAUGCUGAAUGGCCUGGGCAUCCAAACGGGUGUGGAUCUGCAGAAGCUGAUGGACACAGGCACAUUUAUUUGCAAUGCACUCAACAGAAGAACCAAUUCCAAAGUGUCCCAGGCAUGCUGCAGGCUGUGAGGUGGAACUGAGUUUCUCCUUGGAUCAAGAAGAAAGCAAGGAUCAGGCAUGGGCUGGGUUUCCUCUCUGCUCUGAUGCCUUCAGUGCCCCUUCCAGGCUCAGCACUUGAGAAGAAAUGCAUAAUCCACCAGAAAUUAAAGACCACCAAGACUACUGCAGUACAUCUUGAAGCCUUCAACCGUUUGCCUUAGAGAAGGGGCUGAGGGAGAAGCAGAGGCUACAGUUGUCUUCUCAGAGAGCUGUGGUCUGCAGCACAGGCUCAGAGCAGCAUCUGGUGUAACUUCUGCCUCCAGCCUGUGUUGCCAGCAGAGGAUGAAGCACAGUUUUUGCAAUUAGAGCACUUCUCCAGGUCAGUUUUGACUCUUCCCUUCUGUCUUCUCACUACAAAUGUUAAGACUGAAAGCAAAAGGCUCCCCUGCCUAAUUUAAGUGUCAAGGAGCAGCUUUGGACCUUCUGUCUUGGCAUUUAGGGUUGGUUAUAACUGUAUCUGUUGUAAGAUACUUCUACCUGCUGAGAGUAAUAAACACAUUAUUUAAUAUUCUAAA